Rubroshorea leprosula is the source of this 2987-nucleotide messenger RNA. The record is from the annotation of a GenBank genome assembly. Lineage: Eukaryota; Viridiplantae; Streptophyta; Magnoliopsida; Malvales; Dipterocarpaceae.
GAGUAUUGCUGACUUGAGCGUCGGAGUGUUUUCCCCGAGGAAACAACCUCGGGAUUUUCAGGUGUGGAAGCAGCUAAGGACUUCAACAGUGUUGGACUGUGAAGCUGCCCAAACAUUGGCGUCGUCUGUGGGAACACGAACAAGGAGUCGUGUGGCUUUACUUGCUGAAAGAUAAUAUGGUUCGUACUUUUACAGGAGGGCGCCCUCCCAGAAAUGAAAUAGACGAACAGGAGGACACUCACAUAUCCGAGCCCGGCUUGAAUGACUUUAGGCCAAUGCCCAGAAAUCUUUUUGUAGGAGGAGCCGAACAGGAUCACCUAAGUGAGACAGAUGAUGAAAGAACACCAACUGGGUCGACAGAGCCUGCUCGGACAACCGAACUCGAAGAGAGAACCAGAAUUCUGGAAAUGGCAAUGGGUAAAAUCCUUGCCCGCCUGAUUCUGGACGACCCCCUGAUUCCUUUGUUGAACAGGGAUGCACAACCAGCUACGGUUGUUGCAACUCGAAACUCCCCUGCUCUAAGCAACGUAGUGGUACCAACCAGGCCAAGGGGAAGUGGGAAGUUGAAUAACGAGCCCAGCUCGUCCAAGCAUAGUGAAGAAUUGAUGAGAAAAAACGCAGACCUUGAAAGGCAGCUGCGGGACGUACAGAAGUCCAUUGACGAGCUGAAAAGUUCCAGGUCGCAUCAGCAAACUCUUGAUUUGGAUAGCGCUCCAUUGAACUUAUCUAUCACAGCAGAACCAUAUCAAGAGGGAUUCAAGAUUCCCCACCUGGAGACAUAUGAUGGCUUAGGCGACCCAGAUGAACAUCUGCACACCUAUCAAGCCAUCAUGAGAAUCCAAAAUGCUAACGAUGCCAUGAUGUGCAAAGUGUUCCCAGCAACACUCAAGUCUACAGCCAGGAGAUGGUAUCACAAGCUCCCUAGACAUUCAAUAGAUUCCUUUUCCCAGCUCAUCAAGCUAUUUUCUAACAAAUUUGCGAGCCAAAGGGAGAUCAAGCGCACAGCAACCGAGCUGAUGCAAGUUAACCAGAAAGAAGGGGAGUCUUUGAGGGAUUACAUGCAGCGGUUCAACAAAGCCACCUUGGACAUUGAUAACGUCCCAGACACAAUCUGCCUGUCUGCCCUGCUGCAUGGGUUGAAGCGUGGCCGGUUUCUAGACGACCUGCUUGAAAACCCACCAAAGACGUGGAACGAGGUGAAUGACAGGUCGGCCAGUUUUAUACUGUCAGAGGAUUUUCAAUCGUCCAAGCGACGAGCUGAUGACAAGCCGAGUAAAGGCCAGGAACAACAACCGAGAAGAGAGGAGAAGAAGAAGUCCCAAAUCCUGGCACAAAUCCAGCACUGGGUUAGGAGACCUCCACCCCCCUUGCAUGAUUCCCCGAGGGCAGACAAGAGCAAGAAUUGUGACUACCAUCGUGUAUAUGGUCACAAUACAGAGGAUUGCCAACACUUGAAGGACGAGUUGGAGUUUUUAGCUCGUAACGGGAAGUUAGAAUGGUAUGUUCAGAAGCCUCACACCCAGCAACCCGCUCAAACCCAUUUCGUACAGGCGUACGACCGACCUCAAGAGCAGAGGUACCAGCUCGGCGGGACGCAGGAUGUAUAUCAGGAUAACCAGUAUCCUUCUGAGCAGGGCAGAGCAUACCGAGGACGUGGUGUUCACUCCGGGGGCCAAAGCGCCCGAGGUCGCAAGGCGUAUGCACGCCAGGUGAUGGCAGUUAACAAAAACAGGCCUUUGAAACGCCCGUUUGAAGAAGCAGAAUGGGAAAAUGUACCCAUCACAUUCAGCCUGGCAGACUACAAACAAGCAGAAGGAGAGCCUGACGUUAUGAUGCCGCAUGCAGAUCCUUUUGUGGCGACGGUUCAUAUAGGCAACCAUAAUGUCAACAAAGUCUUCGUUGAUACGGGUAGCUCGCCGGACAUCCUGUAUUGGAGUUGCUUUCAGAAAAUGCAGCUGAAUCCGAACUCACUGCAGAAACACGAAGGGCCUAUAUAUGGGUUCGACAAUCAGCCCGUUCAGGUUGAAGGAACCAUUACCCUUCCCGUCUAUGUGGGCUCAGAGCCACGGUUUAAGAUGGCUUCUGUUACCUUCCUGGUCGUUAAGAUGGAGUCAGCUUUCAACGCUAUACUGGGGAGAGCUACCCUUUGCGAACUGAAGGCGGUCAUCUCACAACCUCAUCUCUGCAUGAAAUUCCCAACUCCCCAGGGGGUAGGAGUGCUUAAAGGGAACCAGAAGAUGGCAAGAACAUGCUACCAAGAUACCUUCAAGAAGGUUGAGCUCGCUGCUGUUCCUACAGGCUCUGAAAAUCACAAGCCAACCCAGCUCGCUCAGCAGACAAUGAGCAUUUCAGACAUUGAACAUCGACCUGAGGGUGUCGAGCAGAAAGCAAAGCCAGUGGAGUCGGUAGAGACGGUCCCUCUGAACCCUGCUGUGCCAGAGAGAACGGUCAAGAUCGGCACCAAACUCACAGAGGAGGAACGGGCAGAGCUUAUGGAGUUUUUGAGGCACAAUCAAGACGUGUUUGCGUGGACUACGGACGAAAUGCCGGGCAUCCCCGCAGAGUUAACAGUCCACAAGCUGAGCACAGACCCCACCAGAAGGCCGGUGGUGCAAAAACGCCGCCUUUUUGGCCCCAAGAAGCAAGCUGCCAUUGACGAGGAGAUACAAAAGUUGUUACAAGCAGGCUUCAUCAGAAGAGUGGAGUACUCUGAAUGGGUGUCCAACCCUGUGCUUGUCAAAAAGCCAAAUGGCAAGUGGAGGAUGUGCAUUGAUUUCACCAACCUCAAUGAUGCGUGCCCAAAAGACCCUCAUCCCUUGCCGAACGUAGAGAAGUUAGUAGAACGGGCAGCAGGACAUGAACGGAUGAGUUUUCUUGACGCAAGCUCGGGUUACCACCAGCAACAUACCAGAAGCUGGUGCAAAUCAUCUUUAAGCUCCAGAUCGACAGAAACAUAGAAGUGUAUGUAGAUGACAUGAUAGUCACCA